GAUUUGUUUUGUAUACAUCUACUUUUGAAAAUUACAUACAAAGGUAAAUAUUUGUAAAAUUGCCAAAGCUAUUAACAAUUUGGAGAUAAAACUACAAAUGGGAUGAAAUAAGAUGGGGAAAAAGACAGGUAGUAGAUGUGGUAAAGCUAGGAAAGUGGGUCCUAAUAUCAAAAACAAGGCAUCUAAUUGGUCUAUCUAUCAUCUUAUCCCCAAUCCCAUAAAUCAUACAAUCCACAUAACAUAAGGAAAUCACUUGGGCUUGAAGUAUCAAUUAUCAUCUGAGUUAUUUCUCCAUAAUCAGUGAUCCAUAAAGAGUGAUCAAACAAAAAUGGCAAUGGCUACUCAGGCUUCACUAUUAGCCCCAUCUUCUCUGGCUUCUGGGCUCGUCUCCCUGAAAUCAUCAUCAUCAUCAUCAAGUCUUUCAUUGUCCUCAAAAUCAUCAUCUCGAUUAACCAUCAGGGCUGCAGCAGCAGAAGGCAAAGCGGCCGAGACGAAAGAGGCACCAACUGGUUUCACUCCCCCUACUUUGGAUCCUAACACUCCUUCUCCUAUCUUUGCUGGCAGCACAGGUGGUCUAUUGAGGAAGGCACAAGUAGAGGAAUUUUAUGUGAUAACAUGGGAAUCACCAAAAGAGCAAAUCUUUGAGAUGCCAACAGGAGGAGCAGCCAUCAUGAGGGAAGGUCCUAACUUGCUUAAGUUGGCUCGUAAAGAGCAGUGUUUGGCUCUUGGAACCAGACUUAGAUCAAAAUACAAGAUUAAGUACCAAUUUUACAGGGUGUUUCCCAAUGGAGAGGUCCAAUAUUUGCACCCUAAAGAUGGUGUUUACCCAGAAAAGGUUAACCCUGGUAGACAAGGCGUUGGUCAAAACAUGAGGUCUAUUGGUAAGAAUGUUAGUCCCAUUGAGGUUAAAUUCACCGGAAAGCAACCUUAUGACUUGUAAAUCGUUAUUUGUGAUUAUGUAGUAUUGGUUGUCAUUGCCUUGGAACAUAUUAUUUGACAUUAUAUCAUUGUACCCUAAUUUGUUUCUUGUUCUUUCUUUUCAAUGUGGAAAAUUACAAUUACAUCAGAUAAAAAGAUACAUUUUAUCGAUAUAGGA
This is a messenger RNA of Amaranthus tricolor (Joseph's coat), 1096 nucleotides long. RefSeq names its product photosystem I reaction center subunit II, chloroplastic-like. NCBI's taxonomy places the organism in Eukaryota, Viridiplantae, Streptophyta, Magnoliopsida, Caryophyllales, Amaranthaceae. The transcript is spliced from 2 exons. Gene Ontology annotation, cellular component: photosystem I reaction center; photosystem I. Bases 329 to 940 code for a protein of 203 amino acids. Gene Ontology annotation, biological process: photosynthesis. The record is from RefSeq and is a predicted model, not a curated record.